Molecule: messenger RNA, 1887 nt
Organism: Kogia breviceps (pygmy sperm whale)
Lineage: Eukaryota; Metazoa; Chordata; Mammalia; Artiodactyla; Physeteridae
Gene: FAM181B
Product: family with sequence similarity 181 member B
Source: RefSeq, a predicted model, not a curated record
UAAUGAGCUCCCCCGGGAGGCCGAGCAGCGAGCCCGGCCCCAAACGAGGAAGCUGCGCUGUGCGCACCGCGCCUGGGCGGGAGCCGGGCCUGGGCGGCGGGAGGGAAGCGGCCGGGGGCGCACGGGCGGCGCUGCGGGCCGCCCGGGAGCCGCGGCGAUGGCAGUCCAGGCGGCGCUCCUCAGCACGCACCCCUUCGUCCCCUUCGGCUUCGGGGGCUCCCCUGACGGGCUGGGAGGCGCCUUCGGAGCCCUGGACAAGGGUUGCUGUUUCGAGGACGAGGAGACCGGGACACCGGCGGGCGCGCUGCUGGCGGGCGCCGAGGGCGGGGACGUGCGCGAGGCCACCCGCGACCUGCUCAGCUUCAUCGACUCGGCGUCCAGCAACAUCAAGCUGGCGUUGGACAAGCCCGGCAAGUCGAAGCGGAAGGUGAACCACCGCAAGUACCUGCAGAAGCAGAUCAAGCGCUGCAGCGGCCUCAUGGGCGCCGCGCCCCCGGGCCCGCCCUCCCCGGGCGCCGCCGACACGCCCGCCAAGCGGCCGCUCGCCGCCGCCAGCGCCCAGACGGUCCCGGUCCAGGCCCACGGCAAGGCGGCCCCCCGGCGGGAGGCGUCACAGGCCGCGGCGGCCGCCAGCCUGCAAAGCCGGAGCCUGGCCGCGCUCUUCGACUCGCUGAGCCACGUCCCUGGGGCCGCAGAUCCUGCCGGGGUUGCGGAGGCGGCGCCCGCGGCCGGGCUCGUGGGAACGGGCGCUGGGGGCGUGGGAGGAGACGCGGCCGGCCCCGCAGGGGGUUCGGUCGUCCCCGGCGCCAGGAAGGUCCCGCUGCGGGCCCGCAACCUGCCCCCGUCCUUCUUCACCGAGCCGUCCCGGACGGGAGGCGGCGGGUGCGGCCCGUCGGGGCCCGGCGUGAGCUUGGGCGACCUGGAGAAGGGCGCCGAGGCCGCGGAGUUCUUCGAGCUGCUGGGGCCCGACUACGGAGCCGGCACCGAGGCGGGCGUCUUGCUCGCCGCGGAGCCUCUCGAUGUGCUCCUCACCGGAGCCGCCGUCCUAAGGGGACCCCCGGAGCUGGAGCCCGGCCUCUUUGAGCCGCCCCCCGCGAUGGGGGGAAGCCUACUGUACCCCGAGCCCUGGAGCGCCCCGGGCGGCCCCACGACCAAGAAGUCACCCCUGGCUGCCCCCCGCGGUGGCUUGACCUUGAACGAGCCCUUGCGCCCCCUGUACCCAGCCGCCGCGGACUCUCCGGGCGGGGACGACGGGCCCGGCCUUUUGGCCUCUUUCUCCCCCUUUUUCUCAGACUGCGCUCUGCCCCCGCCGCCCCCGCCCCCGCCCCCGCAGGUGUCCUACGACUACAGCGCGGGCUACAGCCGCACGGCGUACUCCAGCCUUUGGAGACCGGACGGGAUUUGGGAAGGGGCGCCCGGGGAGGAGGGGGCGCACCGGGACUGACUGCGCGGUACCCUUCUCCCCCAGUGGAGACUCCUAUGGAGGCGGCCGCCUCUGGGUCUCUCCCACGCCUAGAGAACGAUGGGCAAAUGCACGUGGAGUUGAAACCGGAUUUUAAAAAUUCAGUUAAUAAAAGAAACUUAAGAAAAAGAUGAAGAGAAGUUGGGGGUUGUUUUAAUCACAGCCUCGUGUUUAAAAAAAAAAAAAAAGCAGUUGGAAGGUUCUUACCGAAUCAGACAAGCCAAGAAAUCAAGACGGGAUUUGGGGAAUGGGGUGGGGAUGGCGGAAGGGGCAGGAGGUGGCUUCUGUAGCCACCUGUCCCUUCUCCAGCUUUUCAUCAAAAGGUCAGUGUAUUUAGUGUGCUUGCCCCCUCCGAACAGUGCUCUGGGCCCUCCCCUCCCCUCCCCUUAGAGUGCGUUAUGAAUUAAAGUCUGUAUUGAAAAGAA